Molecule: messenger RNA, 621 nt
Organism: Cyclocybe aegerita
Lineage: Eukaryota; Fungi; Basidiomycota; Agaricomycetes; Agaricales; Hemipholiotaceae
Source: the annotation of a GenBank genome assembly
AUGUCAGCCAGUCCACGCGCCAAUGAGACCCAAAUAGAAGAGGAAGGCGCACAAGUUCGGGAUGAGGAGACACAGGUCAAUAUAGAGGAGAAGUUGAAUGUUGUCGAGGCCCCAGAGCCAGAUAAAGCUGCCUCCAAACCGAAGAAGCCUCGCGAAAAGAAAGACCCUCAGGCGCCCUUGGUGCGCGAACCAGGCAAAUCCUUGCUUCCUUUUGCGAGGGUACAGAAGAUAAUCAAGGCAGAUAAGGAAAUCCCAAUCGUUGCUAGAGAUGCAACAUAUUUGAUUUCGCUUGCUACCGAAGAAUUCAUCAAGAGAUUAUGCGAAGCAGCUCAACAGGUCUCUCAGCGUGAGAAGCGCUCUACCGUGCAGCAUAAGGAUAUCGCUGCUGUUGCAAGGAGGGCAGACGAGUUCCUGUUUCUGGAAGAAAUCAUGCUGUGGACGUCAUCCGCAAAGAGACAGAACACAACAGGAAUGGGCCUGAAGGCGAGCCGUGCAACUUUGGUGGAUCAGUUUGUAAGGAAGGAUAAGGGAGCUGGAGAUGAUGAAGGUGGAGAAGACAUAAUGAACGAUGAUGGAACUAUGUAUGCUGCAGGUAGUCCCCAACACGACGACCGAGACUGA